AUGGACCCGCUGCAGUUCGCCUACAGGCCGGGCAUCGGAGUCGAGGACGCCAUCAUCUCCCUCUUCCAUCGCUCCCUGUCCCACCUGGAGAAACCCGACUCUACUGUGAGGAUCCUCUUCUUUGAUUUCUCCAGUGCCUUCAACACCAUCCAGCUGCGGCUUCUCAGGGACAAGCUGGAGACAGCCGGUGUGGACUACGACCUGUCCGAGUGGAUACUGGACUACCUCACAGACAGACCCCAGUUUGUGAGAACCAGGGACUUUGUGUCUGAGGUCCUGACCUGCAGUGUGGGGGUCCCCCAGGGAACUGUCCUCGCACUGUUCCUCUUCACCCUCUACACUGUGGACUUCAGACACAACACGGACGGUUGUGUCCUCCAGAAGUUCUCCGACGACUCUGCCAUCAUCGGACUCAGCUCCGAGGACGAUGACACAGAGUACAGAGGAGUUAUACAGGACUUUGUGGACUGGUGUCAGCGGAACCACCUCCUCAUCAACGCGGGGAAGACGAAGGAGAUGGUGGUGGAUUUCCGCAGACCUGGAGUGAGGAAGCCCCGAGCCACAAGGUACUCAGGGAUCGGCCCGACCUCCCUGGAAGUCAGGUGGGUGCUCUUCCGCCCCGUGGAAGGGCCAGACGAUGGGGCGAAGAGCGGAGGCGAGUUGGGAGCAGACAUGGCAGGUGUCUGCUACAGAGCCAGCGAAGGGGAGAUCCCCGCGACUCACCAGCACAGACAGCUCACGUAUGUACACGCUCAUAAAUGCACUCUCAGCUGCCGAAACGUAAUCCCGUAG
Messenger RNA from Knipowitschia caucasica, 792 nucleotides. The record is from the annotation of a GenBank genome assembly. Lineage: Eukaryota; Metazoa; Chordata; Actinopteri; Gobiiformes; Gobiidae.